AUGGGCAUGGCGCCCCUUAAGCUUGUUGACCUUGUAGUGGGUUAUGCUACAGCGGCUGUUGUUUUCACGACGGUGUCGCAGUAUAUCCCCUCGAGACGACUGGAGCUGUGCUCUGAGAUUGUCUGUUGGGCUGUUGUUCCUUUUCUUUUCAGAUAUACUGCUUUCCCGAACACCCGGCCGUCUUCGCCGUUAUUGAGUGACCCGCAGAAACAGCGUCAUUCAUCGUUGUCACAAUGGUUUGUGGCCUUGGGUAUCGUGGCGGCUGCUUUUUACAGAGCCGAAAGUACAACUAUUGGUCUCUAUCCUCUUUUGACCCCUCUUCUCCUCACAGUACAGACAUACUCUCAGUCGAGCAUAUUAUCUGAUCCAGCUCCUACAUCACCUCUCAUCAGCACCAUCAAGGGGACAACACUAGUCGCUGUCCUUUCAGUGUUCUCACUUUCAAAUGGAGAUCUAUUCGGCUCUCUAAUAUCGGUCAUAUUAGUGGCUUCUCUCCUGAUUGUCUACAGCAUCUUCAGUCCUGACUUCAAAGUGAGAAUGUUAUCGAUUUCAUCAGUCGACAUCGAGACAAAUAUCAAGGCCAUCGCAGGCCGAACAAUAGUCCUCCUUCUCAUUGCUGCAGCUUUCCAGACUUUGGUCCUCGGACCUCCCAAUAGCAAUGUCAUUCUCGUGCUCUUCGCAGGAUUGGUCAAAGCCUUGUCUUGGUUCUUCAUCAUCCAAGCCGCACGACAAACUUCUUGGUGCAUAGCCACCACAAUAGGAACCUUUGCUCUCGCCUGCGCCAGAAACCCCUUCUUACAAAACUCCCAACUUCAAGCCUUGUCUCACGUCGCAGUCUCGACGCUAACCCUCUAUCAAACAACUCAACUCCUCCCCAAACAAUCCAAAGGCAAAAUUCUCCUCUGGUCCUGCUUAUCAGCAUCUUUGAUUCCAUAUCUCUACAACGAAUCCAUGAUCCAUGACUCAACAUCCUCCACGUUCAUCUCUCCGUCUCACCCCGUCAAAUUAUUAACUCAAGAAGCAGCACCAAUCUUCGGAAGGAAACUUCUUGACCAAUCUCGAACAUAUCCAGCAGCAGUGAAGGAGUACAAAAAGCGAUACGGUCUUGAUCCACCACCCGGUUUCGAGGCAUGGUUCCAAUACGCGCUGAAACAUAAUUCACCCAUCAUCGAUGAGUUUGACAAUAUUCACCGCGCCAUAUCGCCAUUUCUGAAACUCAGUGGAAAAGAGGUUUCGGAGAUGAUGGAUAAGGUAUAUAAAACGCCGCAGAGUGAGGUCUGGCUCUGUGAGUUUUCGGGAAAGACUGCUAGGACAAAGUGUCAGCAUCCGAAUCGUUUUUACGAUCGGCAUUACAGCUAUAUCUUUGAUAAGUUGUUGUGGAAUUUUCCGGGAGCUUUGCCGGAUGUCAAGUUUCUCAUCAAUCAUUUUGAUGAGCCGAGAGUUAUCAUACCACCUCAGGGAGACGCUGUGGGCAAAGCUAUCCGACUGACUGAUGUGUCGAUGAAGUCCACUUGGGACGCUUUGACAACGUCUUGCCCAUCACAUAAAUCCUCUAGGGACGACCGAUCUAUAGUCGAGACAUUUGGACUCCCUUUUGUCAAAGAUCACCUCUCCCAGUCAGAUUUGUGCAAACAUCCUGAAUACAAAGAUAUGCACGGCACUUUCAUCAGCCCAAAGACCUUUCAUCUCAUCGAAGGUUUGGCACCAGUAUUAUCAACAGGUACAUUCUCAACAAUGGGCGAUAUCCUCUUCCCAAGUCCAGCAUACGUCGAAGAAGAGUUUCAGUACGACAAGACCCAUGAUAUUCCAUGGUCAGAGAAGAAGAACAACCUCUAUUGGACCGGUUCGACUACAGGAGGUUACGCUCUCGACGAUCAGUGGAGAAACCACCAACGCCAGAGAUUCGUUACCUUGGCGCAGAACCUUGAGCAGCAAGAACACACAUACCUUACAGAGGAAAACGGCGUGAUCAACAGCUUCAAGUCAUGGUUCCUAAACAGUCGAUUAUACGACGUCGGCUUCACAAGAAUCUUCCAAUGCGACCGCAAAUUCUGCCGUGAUCAAAAAACAUUCUUCCCCGUAAAACCAUGGGCCGACAAAGACGCAGCAUUCCACUCAAAACUGGCCUUCGACCUCGACGGCAACGGCAUAAGCGGUCGCUACUACAAACUCUUAUCCUCAAACACACUCCCCCUGAAACAAGCUCUUCUUCGAGAGUGGCAUGAUGAGCGGUUGGUCCCGUGGGUGCACUACAUACCCGUCAGUCAAAGCUUGGAAGAAUUACCUGAGCUGGUGAACUACUUGACGUUGAAUGAGGCGGGACAGAGGGUGGCGGAGAAGGUGGCGAGACAGGGGAGGGAGUGGAUGGGAAAGGCUGUGAGGGAGGUUGAUAUGACGAUUUAUACUUGGAGGUUGUUGUUGGAGCUUGCGAGGCUGCAGGAUCCGAUGAGAAAAGGGGGGGGCUGA
Fusarium tjaetaba is the source of this 2466-nucleotide messenger RNA. Its product is annotated as beta-1 2-xylosyltransferase 1. The transcript has 3 exons. The record is from RefSeq and is a predicted model, not a curated record. Lineage: Eukaryota; Fungi; Ascomycota; Sordariomycetes; Hypocreales; Nectriaceae. Bases 1 to 2466 code for a protein of 821 amino acids.